GCUCUCUCUUGCUCUCUUCAUCGCGCUGCUCGGGCCUUGACGUCAGACGUGCUCCUGUUCGGUUGCUAUGGAAACAUAUUUCCCCAUACCCCCUUCCUCUUCCCUCCCUCUCUGCCUCUCUCUCCCUCUCUCCCUCUGCUCUGGUAGGUCCACAAUGGUACAGCCAGCAUCUUGCAGCACAAUGGUUGCAAGGUGGUGAGCUGGGGGAGAGUGAUUCAGCAUCAGCAAACCUCGGUUCCGUCCACCUCUGCUUUUUUUUCCCUUUCUUCAUCGCCUUGGGUUUUUUUUUGUCUCCUCUCUCCUUCUCUCUCACUAACUCUCUCUCUCUCAUCCCCCCCACCCCCCCUCCAACCUCCUCUCCUACCUCCACAUUCGCCAUCUUUAUGAACGUUUAAAUGAAGCCUUCAGCCAUGGUCACAGCAAUGUUACCCGUCGGGAUGUUUUGAAAAGGACUGUCACCGGACUGGGAUCGUCAUCAGCUGGCACGGAAUGGUAUUUAUGAGCAGACAUUUCUUAUAUAACUGCAGCCAACCAAUCCUGGAUGUGAAGAUAGCCUUUUGUCAGGUGUGUGUUCCUUACAGGUAAAAAAGGGUUUUGGAAAACAAGUGGAUGUGUCAUAUAUCGCCAAGCAUUACAACAUGAGCAAAAGCAAAGUGGACAACCAGUUCUACAGUGUGGAAGUGGGAGACUCUACCUUCACAGUUUUAAAACGUUUCCAGAAUUUAAAGCCCAUUGGCUCUGGAGCUCAGGGAAUUGUCUGUGCGGGCUAUGAUGCUGUUCUGGACAGAAAUGUAGCCAUCAAGAAGCUGAGCAGACCCUUCCAGAACCAGACCCAUGCCAAGAGGGCAUACCGGGAGUUGGUGCUCAUGAAAUGUGUCAAUCACAAAAAUAUUAUCAGUUUAUUAAAUGUCUUCACACCACAGAAAUCAUUAGAGGAAUUCCAGGAUGUGUACCUAGUGAUGGAGCUGAUGGAUGCCAACCUGUGCCAGGUGAUUCAGAUGGAGCUUGACCAUGAGAGAAUGUCCUACCUGCUCUACCAGAUGUUGUGUGGUAUCAAACACCUGCACUCAGCUGGCAUUAUUCACAGGGACCUCAAACCAAGCAAUAUAGUGGUGAAGUCAGACUGCACCCUGAAGAUCCUGGACUUUGGUCUGGCGAGGACUGCAGGCACAAGCUUCAUGAUGACCCCAUAUGUGGUGACUAGAUACUACAGAGCCCCAGAGGUUAUCCUGGGAAUGGGAUACAAAGAAAAUGUGGAUAUAUGGUCGGUGGGGUGCAUUAUGGGAGAAAUGGUGCGCCACAAAAUCCUUUUCCCUGGUCGGGACUAUAUCGACCAGUGGAACAAGGUGAUCGAGCAGCUGGGCACGCCCUCACCAGAGUUCAUGAAGAAGCUCCAGCCCACAGUGAGGAACUAUGUUGAGAACCGGCCAAAGUAUGCAGGCCUCACCUUUCCCAAGCUCUUCCCCGACUGCCUUUUUCCUGCUGACUCUGAGCACAACAAACUCAAAGCUAGCCAGGCCAGAGACCUGCUGUCUAAGAUGCUGAUCAUUGAUCCUGCUAAACGGAUAUCGGUGGACGAGGCCUUACAGCACCCCUACAUCAACGUGUGGUAUGAUCCAGCUGAGGUGGAGGCGGCCAGAGAUCUCAUCCAAAUAUCCAUGCCUCCACCUCAGAUCUAUGACAAGCAGCUGGAUGAAAGAGAACACUCCAUUGAUGAAUGGAAAGAACUAAUCUACAAAGAGGUGAUGAACUUUGAGGAGAGAACGAAGAAUGGCGUUGUGAAGGGACAGCCUUCACCUUCAGGUGCAGCUGUGAACAGCAGCGAGAGCCUCCCUCCCUCCUCCUCUAUCAACGACAUCUCCUCCAUGUCCACCGACCAGACCCUGGCCUCAGACACUGACAGCAGCCUGGAGACCUCUGCAGGACCCCUGGGGUGUUGCAGGUGACUAGCCGCCUGCCUGCGCAACCCCAUGUUCUUCCGAAGGUGAAGAACCCAACCCGAAAUGACCAACUGAAAAUACAAAAAACACAAAAAAAAAAAAAGAAAAGAAAAGAAAAAAGAGUACAGAUCAAAAUUAAUAUAUUAAGAGCAAAAACAUGAGUUAUGGAAACAGAAUCUGAAAUGAUGAAAUCUAAAGCCUGUGCAUUGUCAUUCAAAAACAGCAGUGGUAUUUAAACUGAAGUAAAUGAGCUGAGAUAUAUGUUAAUGAUUCUCUAGUUGCUUUGCUUAUAUUACCCCAAAUAUCUUGUAUAUGGCAUCCAAAUAAAACGACCAAAUGCUUAGACUUGCAUCUCCUGCAAAGUGCAUAUUGGCUGGCUGCUGGUCUCCCAAUUCCUUACAAAAAGCAUUUAUGCUCCAAUCAUUGUGGCAAGGUGGGCUGCCAUUUUGCUCAUCACUAUUGUACAAUACAAACUUCAUUCUCCUCCUCCCACCCUUUUCCUAUCCAGCCCUUAUGUAAUGACACUGCUGUAUUUUAACCUCUAGGCUUUGUCCUUGACACCUCUCAUCCCUGCCCGACACGAUCCCCCAACGUAAGGUUGCCUGAUUUGCGUGUUUUUAUGUGGUUACUCUGCAGGGACAUGUAGCCGCUCUCACCCAGGGUGGCGCCCGCCCCCCCCCGCUGCGAUACUUGUAAAUAAUGUAAUUCUGUACAGCUGAAGGGCACACAGAGUGGGACUGACGGCCAGUACACUGGGAGUUUUUUUGUUUGUUUGUUUGUUUUGUUUUGUUUUGUUUUCUGACUAGCGCACCUUGCCACAUCACCGCUUUCCACCUCAGUUGCCCCUGCCUAUUGCUGUAGUCCUGCAUGAUUAGAUUUAAAACAAUGCUAAUCUCACUGUAUGCUUAAAAUGAGUCUGUAUAGAGACUUUUGUUUAUAUAUGAUGUAAACUAACUCAACUCCAGACAUGGGGGGGGAGGUCUGGUCACAGGAUAGUGUGAGUGUGUGUGUGCGUUUGUGAACCACAGGCAAGCCAUGAACACAUUAGUAAAUGUCAGGGCUGAGCUCCAGUUUUAAAGGGUCAUUACACUCAGAAAUAAAUGAUUUUGAUUGUGCUUAGACUUCAUAUGAUUAACUUUAAGGAGUCUGAUUUGUGUGUAAUGUCCCUUUCAUUUCCCCUGGCAGUGUAUGGUUGGUCCCUCCACCACUCCUGCAUGUCAUUGUGUACCAUUUAACCCCUCAUAGGCACAGGAGGUUGGUCUAUUUCACCGUGGUAUAACCACAAGGAGACUAUUCUUAUUUAUUUGACUCUCUGAAACAUACAACACUUUUAGAAGGAGAUACAAGUAAGUCAGUAGUUUUUAGGCGGUUGAUGAGUGUUAACCUCGUAGCAAUGACUUGUUUUGUCCUAAAGUAAAUUCAUAUACAUCUUUUCACAUCACACUACACAAAAACAUGUGCUCUGUUUUUGUUGUAAAAUGAAAAACAGAGCAGUAAAACAGGAACUGGAUCGAGGCCACCUAUCAGCUAUGUUUAAUUUCUUAGCUGGAAGAUUUAUUUAGUGAUUUAUUUAUUUUGAUAGAUGGAACCUGAUUAUGGCAAGUGCCUUUUGGAAUGAAGCAUUGCAGGUGCAGAGAUCAUAUUAUUUUUUGGUAUUUUUCUCCUCUGCCUCUUCUUCUCUUGCCUUAAAGCUACCUUAGCCCCCGAAACCACCAAAUCUUUAGCCAGACGUUGCCGCUUUAACUCGAGGCAUUAGCCAGUGACUUGUGAAUUUUGUGUGUAAUUGCUUUCCUCGGAUUGUAUGGCAUUGCUUGUGCUAGUUAGUUUCUAUCCGUGUCAUGGGGGGUUUUCUGCCAUUUUACAUCUUGAUUUAAUUUGACUUUUUAUUUCUCCUGCUAAAUUAAAUCAGUCUCCAUAAAAUGCAGUGAUGAGAUUUCCUCUAACUGGGACGCUAAUACAUACACAAACACUUACAUAUGUUGCUUGCACUGAACCUUGCAAAGGCUCUUUGUCUCAUUCCACUGAGUCAUAUAUAACCCUUGAUUAAGAAAACCCAUUGUACACCAGGAACCUGUUCCAUCCAGUAUCUAUUCUAUAGUAUAUUUUCUCUAUUCACAACAAGACUCUGAGCUGCAAUAUGCAACGGUUGGUUGCAAUUAAGAUGUUGCUACAGCUUUCUUCUAAGGAAUAAAGGAAGACAUUCUCAUUAUUUUGGUUCCCACCGUCAUAUUUUAUGUUUCCAUGCAGGUUGGUGGGUUUAUGGGCAAGGAACCUCAGAUGGAGUGCUGGCUUACGCAAUCAUAUUUUACAAGCAAAGAGAUAAUUUUCACUGUAAUUAACUCUGCUGGUGGAUGGAAAGACCUUCUUGGUACUGUGUGCUGUGUUUGUAUGAAACAGAUUCAAACAAACAAACAGAUCGCUCCCUACUGUAUGCAUAGUUUGUAUCAAAGAUUACAUUACCUGUUCUGUGGUGUUUCAUCACUUGACAAUCAGGUAAACAGACAAUAUACUGUACAAAAAUCAAGGGCACACUCAAGGAUUCUUACACUGUCUCGUAAUGAAACACAGCGGGACAUCUGUGUUUGUUUCACACCAUUUACAAUCAUAUAUAUUGAUAUCACCAUAUUUCCUUCUUAUGGAAAUUGCAUGGCUCAUACUGUACGUCCCCUGGUUAAGAGUGAGGGUUGAGUCUCGGUGGUGACAGUGAGAAAACAUCCUUGAGGAGAUGUAGUGACAGCACUCUUCAGGUGGACACUUGACAUAUUUGUUAACAUGUCACUUGAUUGUCUAACUGUGUAUCUUGGGUUCAGCUGCUGCAGCACAGCCGUUCUCCCUCUCUCUCUCUUUUGCAUGUCUCAAAAUCCCACCCAAAACUUAGAAAUAUAUAUAUAUAUAUACAUUAACUUCAAAUAGCUACUUUGUUAACACUCAUUCUGCCUGUGGCUUGUGUACAGUGAACCACACACAGACUUACAGUACUUUCACAGAGCGAAGAGGGUAACUGAGGGCGGCGUCUCCAGAAUAAGCUAUGGCUAGCUUGGCUUUCUGUACAGGGUCUGGCCAGGGCAAUCUUUCAAAAACAGGGUGCAACUUUAAAUAUUCUUUGUGUUUUGAACAAUAUUCAGAUGAAUUUCUCACAAAGGGGUCAAGUGUUUGAGUCGGCUCCUACACCACAAAUACCCCCCUACUGUUGCAGUUUUUCUACAGGGCAUUUUUAACCAUCCCAACAACCACACUCUUCUUUUUAGUAUCUUCUGGUCACUGAGUACAAAAACUGAAACAUAUAAUGUCUUUUUUUCCCUUUCUUUUUCUGAAUGUGAACUUUGAAUCUUUUUAUAAGACAUCCCUCCAGACAAUUCUGUUGUAAUAAAGAAAAAAGGUGCUUUUGGUCCUGUUUAAUGCGCCUGAAGUCGAGAUGAUUCUAACACAGAAACAGCUGGGUUGUCAGCACUGAAUGUAGAAAUGAAUGGUUUCACAAUAACGCACGUCAUUGCUGCUCUGCUCAUCUGUGUGUGUGUGUUGGUGUGUAUGUGUGUAUGCACACGUGCGGUUUUAAAUUAACCAGCAUUCAACUCAAAACUUGUCUGUAAGGUUGAAUUGGAAGACGUGAUCUGGCGUCUGGAUGAAUUAUUUUACAGCACAUGUACUCCAGAUUUUUCUUUCAAUACAAGAUCAUGACUUUUGGCGUGAUUGGUUUUAAGAAUGUCGAUCAGUGCAGUCAUGUGUUUGGAAGUAGCUCAUGUAUGUAUUUAUGUUCAGUCACAUUAACUUUAGAAUUAGAAACGUGUCAACUACCAAUCUUGUUCCUAAUUUUUGCCAGAAGGGACUUAAACUAGUCUCUUAUGGAUUCAAGAUUAGCCAAAUUCAUGUCUAUGUUAGCCGUCCAUUUGUAAUAUGAUGAUUCAGCCACAAUAUUAUUGCCAAUAUGAAAGUUAGGAUACAUCUUGUACUCAGCUGUGCCAACAUUAAAACCUUUGGACUCAGUACUUGUGAUCCCCAUCUUACUGAAUUUCACCUCUUUAUUUCUUUCAGUCAUAUUGUAAAUAACAACAAUCCAACAAUGCAAUAAACACGUUAUUGCACUCACUACUGCAAGGGUCAGGUGAUGCUAAACUGUUUAAGAGUCUUAAAUGUGGAACCGAAAUGUGGAACUCUACAACAAUGAAAACCCUGUAUAGCUCAUCUGAAUCAGGUGAUGUUGUUCUUCGAUUCUUUUUAUGACUCCUUCUCUCUCAUUUCUUUUACUCCGUGCUGUUUUAAUGAAUCAUUCUUUUGACAUUGUCAGGUUGAAAAAAAGAAAACAAAAAAAGAAACUGUAUCUGUUUCACGCUGAUCUCAAAGCUUCAGGCUAUAGCGUUUCAAAUAAAGUCAAAACAAAUGCAAAAGAAAAAGAAAAAAAAUACUGAAAGCUGUUACUGUAAACACAACAUUUUAAAGGAACUGUGUAUGUAAAAAUAGUAUAUGUAUGUGAUUGAAAAUAAACAAAACCUUUGAUCUUGGA
Lates calcarifer (barramundi perch) is the source of this 6441-nucleotide messenger RNA. RefSeq names its product mitogen-activated protein kinase 10 (gene mapk10). Gene Ontology annotation, biological process: protein phosphorylation; JNK cascade. The transcript is spliced from 14 exons. Gene Ontology annotation, cellular component: cytoplasm; nucleus. Bases 639 to 1946 code for a protein of 435 amino acids. The record is from RefSeq and is a predicted model, not a curated record. Gene Ontology annotation, molecular function: JUN kinase activity; ATP binding. Lineage: Eukaryota; Metazoa; Chordata; Actinopteri; Centropomidae.